This is a messenger RNA of Paracoccidioides lutzii Pb01, 3705 nucleotides long. RefSeq names its product DNA repair and recombination protein RAD26. Gene Ontology annotation, molecular function: ATP binding; ATP-dependent chromatin remodeler activity. Bases 1 to 3705 code for a protein of 1234 amino acids. The record is from RefSeq and is a predicted model, not a curated record. The transcript is spliced from 3 exons. Gene Ontology annotation, biological process: transcription-coupled nucleotide-excision repair. Gene Ontology annotation, cellular component: nucleus.
AUGGAUGGAAAUCAGGAUGCAGAGACUUCGGAAGUGGAUCAGGCCACACCAGAGGAGUCAACUGGUCAGAAUGAUGUACAGAAGGAUGCAUUAGAAGAGCACAUCCCUGCUACUUCGCAAUCGGCUGCCGUAGCAGACACGGAAUCAAGUCGAUUGCGAGAGUUACAAGCUACUGUACGAGGUCAAGAUGACCUGGAAAGAGAUAUUGGCCUCCAGGCCGACAAACUCCUUCUUGAGCAAGCUGAUGAAAGAGACCAUAGACGACUGGAACGUACAAUAGCAGAGAAAUCGAAGCUUGAAUCGCAGAUCUUGAGAUUGCACCAAAGGCUUUCCCAACCUGUAGGCACGGCAGCUCGCGUCCGGAUAGAAGCAGAGAUACAGAAUAUGGAGUCGCAGAUGUCGUCUCUCCAUGUCGACCUCGCCCAGAUUCAGCAACGUAUCGAUGAGAGGCACCAAGGACUCGAGGAGGCCGUCCAAACGUCCAGGUCAGGGAGGCUACCAAAUGAGUCUCGAAGGGAUUACCUGAUACGGACUGGCAAAAUUACGCCCUUCUCGAAAAUGGGAGCGGGAACUACUUGUGAAUCCACAGCGGUAACAUUACAGGUUGCGUUGAUCGAUGCGGAAGAGGAGCGAGAGGAGGAAUUGGCGCUUCAAGAAUCUGUGUCGCGUCCUGAACCAUCCCAUCGCAAUCUACUUCUUCCCGGCUUUGAUUAUGAUGAGGCGAGUGCCAGUGAUUUCGUUGAGACGUCUGUCUCGCGCCCGCACAAACGUCGGAAGGUGGAAUCCCAUUCCCGUCUGUCUACUGAGUACCAGGUCCGAAGUGGGUCGAGUGCAACGCACCCUUCGCCAUCUAAACUGUCAACUCCUGCAUCCGAUGCGGAAUACAUUGACUCCGGUGCAUUUGUCCCUUCUGAAGAAGAAAGCUCAUCAGGUGAAUCGAACUUUGCCUCCGAUUCAUCUCAAGAGAAGUUAAGAAAGAAACGGCGUAAGAAAGUUGAAAAGAAGAGCGGCAAUGCAGUUGUGGAGGUCUUCAAGGGUGUGGAUGAUGGUGAUGAGAGGGUCUAUCAAUCUCGACUGGAGGAUUGGGUGUAUCGGAGGUCAGCUGCGCGCAAACGAAGCCAGAAUGAUAAUGAUGCGGGAGUCACUGGGGAGAUUGUUGCUCCUGCAGAAGAAAGUGAUGAAGAGGAAUGGUUUCUACCUCAUCCCAAGGUCCCCGAUACAGAACUCGAUGGUGGUUAUCGUGUCCCUGGAGAUAUCUACCAUUACUUAUUUGACUACCAAAAGACAGGUGUUCAGUGGCUCUGGGAACUCUACCAACAAAAAGUAGGGGGUAUAAUAGGUGACGAGAUGGGUCUUGGUAAAACUAUCCAGGUCAUCGCCUUCCUGGCUGGGUUACACUAUAGCAAGAAAUUGACCAAACCUAUAAUUGUCGUUUGUCCUCCGACUGUCAUGAAACAGUGGGUAAACGAAUUCCAUCGCUGGUGGGCUCCAUUCCGAGUUUCCAUUUUACAUACUUCGGGGAGUGGGAUGAUAAACCUACGAAGGGAGAGUUAUGCAGAUGCCCGGCUGGAAUCGCAAAUAUGGGACCCUAACCAACCACGCAAAGCCACAAAGGAGCAAAAGGCUGCCAAAAAGAUUUUAGAUCGAGUCCUAGCCAAAGGCCAUGUACUAGUGACCACUUACUCUGGCCUGCAAACUUACUCAUCCUUGUUAAUUCCAGUUGAAUGGGGCUGUUCCAUCCUGGACGAAGGACACAAGAUUCGAAAUCCAGAUACAGCAAUUACGAUCCACUGCAAAGAAUUACGAACUGCACACCGUCUGAUCCUUUCCGGAACCCCCAUGCAAAACAAUCUGACUGAACUUUGGUCGCUAUUCGACUUUGUAUUCCCCAUGAGACUGGGGACCUUAGUCAAUUUUCGCAACCAGUUUGAAUUCCCAAUCCGUCAGGGGGGCUAUGCGAAUGCGUCAAAUCUGCAGGUUCAAACCGCUGCCAAGUGUGCAGAGACGCUGAAAGAUGCCAUCAGUCCUUACCUUCUUCAGCGAUUUAAAAUAGAUGUUGCUGCGGACCUUCCUAAGAAGAGCGAACAGGUUCUCUUCUGCAAACUCACGAAGAUACAGAGAUCCGCUUAUCAGGCGUUUUUGGGAUCUAAUGAAAUGUCAUCGAUCCUCAGGGGUCGUCGGGAAGCAUUAUAUGGCAUCGACAUGCUUCGCAAAAUUUGCAACCACCCGGAUCUUCCAGAACACAAGACGCUCUCUACGAAACCAGGAUACAAUUACGGAAGCGCGGCCAAGUCUGGGAAAAUGCAAGUCGUUAAGGCCCUUCUUGAAUUAUGGAAGGAGACGGGUCAUAAAUCUCUCCUUUUUGCUCAGCAUCGAAUUAUGCUGGAUAUUCUUGAACGGUUCAUCAAAUCGAUGACAGGGUUCAAAUAUCAAAGGAUGGACGGGAAUACUCCAAUUAAACUCCGUCAAAGUUUGGUUGAUGAGUUUAAUAAUAAUCCAGAAAUCCAUAUUUUCCUUCUAACUACUAAAGUUGGUGGUCUGGGUGUCAAUUUAACGGGUGCGGACCGUGUUAUCAUUUAUGACCCAGAUUGGAACCCUUCAACGGAUGUUCAAGCUCGCGAGAGAGCGUGGAGGUUGGGUCAGAAGCGGGAGGUAACUAUUUAUAGACUUAUGACAGCGGGAACCAUUGAGGAGAAAAUAUACCACCGCCAAAUAUUCAAGCAAUUCUUGACCAAUAAGAUUCUGAGGGAUCCAAAGCAGCGCCAAACUUUCCAUAUGAGUGAUUUGCACGAUUUAUUUACCCUUGGGAACGACGGUCCAACAGAAACAAGUGAGUUAUUCAAAGAGGCUGAGGUGAAGUUUCAAGAAUCGGCGAAACAUGGAGCAACGGAUAAUCCCGCAGCCGGUGAAAGUACAGUGGUAGAUCAAGAAGAACAAAAUAAGAUCAGUCACGUCACGGGCGUCGCUUCUCUUGAACCCUUCCAAAGUCCAGCUGAGACACCUACCGCGUCCGAGACGAAGAGUACAGCAGCUCCAAACUCAGAAGCUCGGUUAAUGGAAGGCAUCUUCGCCCGUUCCGGCGUUCACUCUGCGGUUGAACACGAGCAGAUCGUCAAUGGUAAACGCAUUGUAAAAGCAGAUCCCAAAAUUAUCGAGGCGGAAGCCAAAAAGGUAGCUGCUGAAGCUGCCAAGGAACUUCUCAGGGCUGGCGAACUUGCAAAAUCUAUCCCUGUGGGCACGCCGACAUGGACAGGCCAGUUUGGGGUUGCAGGUAGGCCGGAAAGUACUCUGCAGCGACGUGGGACGGCUACAUCCUCUCAUUCAUUUGGGGGUGGAGGCAGCACCAUCCGUCGAGCCACAGGGGGUCCAUCCUCCGCCAGCCUCCUUGCUAACCUCACAAACCGUACACUUACAGUCGGCAGCGGCAGCAGUAGCAAUGUAUCCUGUACCAGCACCCCACGAUCAGGGACUCCUGCGUUUGCUACUCAGCGAGGCAAGGACUUUCUAAAAAUGAUCCGUGAUUAUAUCCUGGCGCAUGGCGGAUCUGUGCAUACGCAGAGCCUCAUUGAUCAUUUUAAUCGGUUCUGCGACUCGCCGCGGGCUACGAUGGAGUUCAAGGAGAUGUUGCGGACUAUUGCUGUUUUGGAGAAGACGGGGGUACGGGCCAGGGGGAAAUGGGUGCUUCGUCCGGAGUAUGCGGCGUGA